CAAUCAUGCCGGCCCUCUCGGUUCUCCCCGCUGACAUCCUCUUGCACGUCAUCUCCUUUCUCGAUCACAGCGGAGAUGUCUACUCCUUUUCUCUCCUCAGUCCAUCGCUGUUCACGCUCAUCCACAGCAAUGACCUCGUAAAUAAAACCAGAUAUCGCUGUAUCCGCAUCAACUGCACCCCGGACCUGAAAAACGCCUAUACCAUCCUCCUUGACAUCCUGCAUGACUGUAACCUCGCCAGUUAUGUGCGUCACAUCGAGAUGGACCUUCCCGUCCGCUCUCCGCUGAACUACAAGCCGCGGGAAUAUGAUCGCCCUGUUGACGCAGGCGACAUGCAGCGUCUCCGUGCGGCCGCCACCAGAGCCGGCUUUAUCGGUGCUGAACAGGAGAGACUACUCAACAUGGCCAUGCAAGAAACAGACUACACUAAGGACUGGCAGUAUCUCACAUACUACAACACCCAAGAGGAUGCUUACCACGGCAAAUCCACCUUCAUCGGCCAAGCCUUGACGGUCCUCCUCAUAGCAUCCUCCCCCAACCUGACUUCUCUUGCUAUCUCCCCUCCCUUUUGGGAGUACACAUCUUCCCGAUUCAAUGACCCUUCCGAUAACCACCAUUUCGCAGCCAAAAUCGAGAAGUACCCACUAGCCAAGUUCCUCAAACAUGCCAACUCGAGUCAUCUCAUCGAAAAGGGCGAAGGAAAGAUCCCCUACUUGGCUAAUGUUAAGCACUUCCAGAUUCUAACAACAGAAGCCUCUAGCUUCCAUAUUGCGCGGUCCCGUGCUUGCACUCCCCAGGACCUCUGUCUUUGUAUUGAGCUGGUGCGCACCCUUCCCAGUAUCGAAUCUCUGCGGAUGCAGGCUAUUCAGGGGUUCGGGAAUGCCUCUAGCGCUGCACUGGAUGGGUUGCUUCCGCCUUUUUCAGCAAAUAUCUCGCGAUUGGAUCUGAGGGGGUGCGAUUUCAAGUCGGAUCUGUUGUGCAAGGUUAUCUGUUCGAUGAAAUGCUUGAAAGAGUUGAGGUACUCAGUUGUACAGGGGGGCUGCUAUGCCGGCUUUGCAGAGUUCUUUGAUCGGUACAGUUUGAUAGAGGCUAUCCUGAGACAUCGGGCCACGUUGGAAGUGCUCGAUUUGGAAUUUGACGAUCAGCUGUCUCAAUUUGUUGCUGUGAAGCGUGAAAGCGGGUUGCAGGAUGAUGCUGAGAAUAAAAGUGUGUUGAAGGAGUUCAUGUCGCUGAAGAGCUUGAGUCUGGGAGUAAGUUGUCUGUGGUAUAUUGCUACUGGGAUGGGUGAGUUAGGAGAUAUCGUCCUGGUGGAUCAUUUGCCGAUGCAAUUGGAGUAUCUCCGCAUCAGAGGAUACGAGAAGGGACAUACGAAAGCACUGGACAACAUGUUUACUGGGAUGGAGAGCGCGAGGGACAAACACCCUGCUCUGUGGACAGUGCAAGGUGUCAACGAGUAUAUCCCUGUAGGAAAGUGAUUCUGUGACCAGCAUAGUUACCAAAUAGAAUGACAAUAUGAACAUGUACAUAAUGAAACCUUCAUAACCCAG
Messenger RNA from Aspergillus welwitschiae, 1547 nucleotides. RefSeq lists its product as uncharacterized. The record is from RefSeq and is a predicted model, not a curated record. Gene Ontology annotation, molecular function: protein binding. The transcript has 2 exons. NCBI's taxonomy places the organism in Eukaryota, Fungi, Ascomycota, Eurotiomycetes, Eurotiales, Aspergillaceae. The coding region runs from base 6 to 1475 and encodes 489 amino acids.